Molecule: messenger RNA, 1625 nt
Organism: Medicago truncatula (barrel medic)
Lineage: Eukaryota; Viridiplantae; Streptophyta; Magnoliopsida; Fabales; Fabaceae
Product: squamosa promoter-binding-like protein 8
Exons: 4
Coding region: 413-1396 (327 amino acids)
Cellular component (GO): nucleus
Molecular function (GO): DNA binding
Source: RefSeq, a predicted model, not a curated record
UUUCCCUCAAACUCACACAAACUUAACUCAACUAGAGAGAGAGAGAGAGAAUGAGAAUUGAGUUACAAGAGUAACUUUCCUAUUGGUAGAGAGAGAUGAGGAGAUGGAGACAAAAGUGUUCAGCUUUUUUAGGGUGAAAGUGAGAUCUUUUAAGCGCACAACCCAUUUAGCAUAGCAGAAACAAAGAAAGAAAGAAAGAAAGAAAGAAAGUCUCUCUCUCUCUCUCUGAGACAUAGUUAUAGUUAUAGUGAGAGAGAGUGUGUGUGAUAAUAGACUUAAUGUACACGCCAUUACAUUACACACUGUUUUCUCUGAAUCAAAUGAAAUGAGUUAGAUAGAUGGAUGGAUAGAUAAAGUCUCUCUCCCCAACCAUAACUUUUCAGCAAAUUAGGUACUUUUUUUCUAGAGAGACAUGUUGGACUAUGAAUGGGGUAACCCAUCAAACAUCAUGCUUACCGGAAAUGAAGACAACUCCGGUGCAGCAGCCACCGAUCAAGCCCACCGUCAAAUCUUCGACCACUAUGCUUCUCAAGCUAUGUUAUCCGACAACUACCUUAACGGACCUGGUGGUGGACCCACCAUCGACAUAAACAGUGGUGAUUUUACUCAUCACCACAACCAGUUUAGCCCACACAACCAGCAGCACCAUAAUAUCCAUCAGUCCUUCUUCGACCCACGGGCUUUUCAUGGAGGGUCAUCAACUGCUUCUUCUUACCCUCCACCUCAACCACAACCUCCUCCUUCCAUGCUCUCCCUUGACCCUCUUCCUGGUCAUGGACAUAGCCCUGGAUUCCUCCUCGUACCAAAAUCCGAGGAUGUUAACAGACCCAUUGACUUCGUGGGCUCUAGACUUGGACUCAACCUUGGUGGCCGCACUUACUUCUCUUCCGAAGAUGACUUCGUGACCCGCCUUUACCGUCGGUCUAGACCACCUGAACCGGGUUCCACAGGUUCUUCGAACUCACCUAGGUGUCAAGCCGAAGGUUGCAAUGCUGAUCUAUCUCAGGCUAAGCAUUACCACCGCCGCCACAAAGUUUGUGAGUUUCACUCGAAGGCAGCCACCGUCGUUGCAGCUGGGUUGACUCAGCGGUUCUGCCAGCAAUGCAGCAGGUUCCAUCUUCUAUCUGAGUUUGAUAAUGGAAAACGUAGCUGCAGGAAGAGAUUGGCUGAUCAUAAUCGUCGUAGGAGAAAAACUCAGCACCCUAAUACUCAAGAUAUUCACAAAUCUCACAAUACUUUGGAUAGUUCUGCCACAAGAUCCCCUCCGGAGUCUGGAACUCAAUCCACAUCUUCUGUGACUGUGGCCGUAUCUCCACCGGAUUAUUUUCGACAAAGGUCGUACCAAACCCCAAGCCCUUCAACAACUUCAAGCUCAAUGUUUUUCUCCACCGGGUAGUGAACGUACUCGAGCAAUGUGUAGCUAUUAACUAGUAGCAUGCAUUCCAGUUUAUUUAAUUUAAUUUAAUUUGCAUGGCUAAUUAAUUAAUUACUAUAUUUCUAAGAAGAAAUUAAUUAAUGGAGGAGUGUCACUGGCAACAACAAGAAUAAUGGAGUAUGUAAUAGUUAAGUGAAGUCACACUUGUAACCUUUCUCCCAAUAUUAAUUUCAUUUUAAGCUUUCUAAUA